GGGGCAAAACCGAGCUCAGGAAAACAGCACGGGGGCUGGCGGAGUUUAAAGGGACAUGGCAUCGAGGGGAUCGAGUACAGCCGUGACCCGGCGUGACUACAGGCUGACCUGUGAACCUGAGAAGGUUAAGGCCGCAGGGAUUGUGAAUGAGAAACUCUUGAGCCAGUAUCUACAUAGGAUAUUCCCAGCAACAGAGGGAACGCAGCACAGUGCAGCUUACAGAAAACCCCUCACCUUUCACAACCUGGAUGAACGCUUGGAGAGGCUUCUGUCAGCGGGGGAUUCAACUGAGGAGAAUAUCGAUCAGGUUGCUGAUGGACGUCUAGGAUCUUCCACAGUGGUGCUCGAUCACACCAGUGGCUUCGAGGGAUUGUUGUUGGUAGAUGACGACCUCUUAGGGGUUAUAGGGCAGAGUAAUUUUAGUUCCAUUCGAGCUACGACUUGCGUAUUCAAAGGCAAGUGGCUUUAUGAAGUCCUCAUCUCCUCGCAGGGUCUGAUGCAGAUCGGAUGGUGCACCCUGAGCUGCAGGUUUAACCAGGAGGAAGGGGUUGGAGACACUCCAGACUCGUAUGCCUAUGACGGAAACAGAGUCCGCAAAUGGAAUGUAACCACUACAAAUUAUGGCAAGUCCUGGGCUGCUGGUGACAUAGUCAGUUGUCUUAUUGACCUGGACGAAGGAAACAUCUCGUUCUGCCUGAAUGGGGUUUCCCUGGGCACAGCCUUCAGUGACAUCUCACGAGGAUCAGGAAUGGCUUAUUUUCCAGCGAUCAGCCUGUCAUUUAAGGAGUCUGUGGCAUUUAACUUUGGUUCCCGUCCUCUUCGGUAUCCUAUUGAGGGUUUUCGUCCUCUGCAGGACCCUCCAAGAAUUGACUUGCUUAAAUCCCAAAGGCUGUUGGGUUAUCUGAAGAACGUCCUCAGCACUGGUAUAGACAUUCAGGAGGGAAAACUGGUUGAUCGGGAUCCAUGCGCGUGGCAAAUGCAAGGGGAACCCACAGUCCUGAUAACACUGGCGCAUAUAUUCAACCACUUUGCCCCUCUUAUGUGCAAGGUGUACCUAGUGGAGGAAGUUCUGAUGAACUUUCUUCUGGGGAUCCUGGAAGGAGGGGGAUCUGUAGACGAACAUCCGCUCAUCCAGCAUCUGUUGGACUUAAUGUGGCUACUAAUGGAGGAUUAUGAAAUACACGAGUGCCUCAAGCAGUUGAUGAUGUCCCUCCUUCGAGCGUAUCGCUUCUCUCCUAUAGUUCCUGAUCUGGGGCUUCAGAUUCACUACCUCCGUCUUACCAUCGCCAUUCUGAGACACGAAAAGUCUCGCAAGUAUCUGCUGAGCAAUGUUCUAUUCGAUGUACUUCGAUCGGUUGUGUUCUUCUUUAUUAAAAGUCCUUUGCGUGUUGAAGAAGCUGGUCUCCAAGAGCUGAUUCCAACCACGUGGUGGCCCAACCGAUUCAACAAAGAGGGGAAAGAAAUCAAAGAUCCUUCAGAAGAAAGUGGGGAGGACCGUCUGAGGAGAAGGGCCUACGAACGAGGCUGCAUGAGGCUUAAGAAACGCAUUGAAGUGGUGGAAGACUUACAGGUCCAGAUCUUGAAGCUGCUGUUAAAUAACAAAGAUAAAGGAGGGGGUGAAGCGUCCAGGUACAUCUUUCUAAAUAAGUUCAGAAAGUUCCUGCAGGAAAACGCUAGCAACAGAGGGAAUCCUACGGUGCUGUGCCCACCGGAAUACAUGGUGUGUUUCCUGCACCGCCUGAUCAGCGCACUCCGGUCCUGCUGGGAUGAAUACAAGAUAAGGAACCCCUCAGCCCGUAGCAGUGAAGAAGCAUACGUGCCCCCUCAGCUUUUCUACAAUGGAAAGGUGGAUUAUUUCGAUCUGCAAAGACUUGGAGGUCUGCUGUCUCAUCUGCGGAAAACCCUGAAAGAUGACCUGGCAUCCAAGGCAAAUAUUCUGAUUGACCCCUCAGAGCUGCAGGCGGCCACCAUGGAUGAUUUAGAGGAGGAGGAUGAGUCAACUAGUACAACAGCGCAGAGGUCAAGUGCUGCGCUGGCCAUUGGUGGUGCACUUGCCCGGCCCAGCUGGCUGAGCUCCCCGACGCUGGGGAGAGCCAACCGUUUCUUAAGCACAGCAGCUGUUAGUCUGAUGAACCCACGGAGGCCCAUUGGAGUGCCAGACAAGGUCAAGGUUCGGAGUUUGUGCGUUGAGCAGCGCACAGAGAAUGACAUUGAGGGUCACAAUGCCAAUGAGGGGCUGUUGCUUGGAAGACCUCCAGAGGAGCCAGAUCAUGGAAUCACUGAGAAUUCCCUGCUGGAGAUCCUGGAUGGAGCAGUGAUGAUGUAUAACCUCAGUGUACACCAGCAACUAGGAAAGAUGGUUGGUGUGUCAGAUGAUGUUACUGAAUAUGCUUUGGCGCUAAAAGACACGGAGGAAAAGAUAAAGCGCUGUCCAAAGAGGAGGACGGAUAUAAUGGAAGAAUUGUUGAAAAGCCAAGAAGUAUUCUCUGAAAAGCUUAAUCAUCUGAGCAGGCGUCUGGCAUGGAUUAAUGUUACUGUCUACUCUAAGGAAAAGAUGCAAGACAUUUACUGGCUCCUGCAGGUGUGCCUGCGCAGUAUCGAGCAUGCUGACCGCACAGGAUCCUUGUUUGCCUUCAUGCCUGAAUUCUACCUUAACGUGGCCAUGAACAGCUACAAUGCUCUCAAGAAUUACUUCAGCCCCGUCAGCAGCAUGGAAGAACUCCCAGGCUAUGAAGAGACACUGACACGACUGGCCGCCAUUCUGGCCAAACACUUUGCUGAUUCAAGGAUUGUAGGAACUGACAUUAAGGAUUCCCUAAUGCAAGCUCUAGCCAGCUACGUUUGUUAUCCUCAUUCCUUACGUGCUGUUGAGAGGAUCUCAGAAGACCAACAGAUUAGUAUGAUGAAGAACCUGCUGGCCCCUUAUGAGCAAAGACCUUGGGCCCAGACAAACUGGAUCCUUGUGAGGCUGUGGAGGGGCUGUGGGUUUGGUUACAGAUAUACAAGGCUUCCACAUCUGUUGAAAACAAAACCCGAGGAUGCCAACCUACCGAGCCUUCAGAAACCAUGUCCCUCCACCCUCCUGCAGAGCCACAUGGCAGACCUGCUCAGGAAAGACCCAGAACUGGCUUCAAGCUUUCUGAACAGUGUCUUGAACCAACUCAAUUGGGCGUUCUCUGAGUUCAUCGGCAUGAUUCAGGAGAUCCAACAAGCUGCUGAGCGAUUAGAAAGGAACUUUGUUGACAGCAGGCAAUUGAAAGUUUGUGCCACCUGUUUUGACUUAUCUGUCAGUCUUCUGCGGGUCCUGGAAAUGACGGUUACAUUGGUCCCUGAAAUUUUCCUGGACUGGAGUCGCUCUUCUUCUGAGCUGCUGCUUCGACGCCUGGCACAGCUCCUUAAUCAGGUGCUAAAUCGAGUGACCGCUGAGAGGAACCUGUUUGACAGAGUGGUCAAUCUCCGACUUCCAGGGUUAGAGAGCGUGGACCAUUACCCCAUCCUGGUUGCUGUGACGGGAAUCCUAGUACGUCUUCUGAUUGACAGCGACUCCCAGGGGACUCCGAGAGCUACAAGUGUCCUGCUGGCUGAUCCAUGCUUCCAGCUGCGCUCCAUCCAGUACUUACUGGGAGAGACAGAACCAUCAAAUACGGGUACCGCUGCCACCGCUCCGGACAAAAAACACUUCUCCCUGCAGGCUUACACUGAUUAUAUCAGCACGGAAGAACUGAGCAAAGUGGGCAAAAUGCUGGCGUAUCUAAGUGAAGAAUCCAAGCAGGCAGCAGCUGCCACCCAGCCAACGAGUGAGGAGGAUCUGUGCCCGAUCUGCUAUGCUCACCCGAUCUCUGCCGUAUUCAAGCCCUGCUCCCACAAGUCCUGCAAGGCUUGCAUUAAUCAGCAUCUCAUGAACAACAAAGACUGCUUCUUCUGCAAGGCCACUAUCACAGGAGUGGAGGAUUACGAAAAGCCAGCUGCCAACUAGCAUCUGAGAGCAUCUGAAGCAGGAUGGGAUGAGAUACAGGCUUCAGAGUAUUCAACACGUUUACAGCUUUAAUUUUAAAUGUUAUUUAAUGUGCUGGUUCUACGCUCCCUGCUAUUCCUCUUCGCUCCUGGGCUGAGUCGACUUACCCUUAUUCUGGAGUUGGUGGGAUGCUGAAGGGGAGCCGUGGCGGUGGUUGUAUAUCUGUGUAGCUUUUAACCCUCCCAUGGCUGCACUGUGUUUUUUUUUGGGGAGUGCUCGCAAAUUUUCACCUGCCAGUAUCUUCAAACCUCUCAGUAAGACUACUGAACAAACGACACGGUCUGCUAGCCACGUCCACGGCUUGUCAAAGACUUGGCCUGCGGGAUCCUGUUUGUUACCAGGUAUCACGGCACUGGCCUCAUGGUACAGUCAGCUCAAACACUGGAAGGGGAUUCUUAAUAGACGAUCUAUAUGGCACUGUUUACAACCAAGCUAUGUUUUUAUCAUUUAUAUUUGUGGUGAGAAGACACAAAAUGGAGUAUUAAAUUAUUUAUCCAUCUAGGA
Molecule: messenger RNA, 4519 nt
Organism: Spea bombifrons (plains spadefoot toad)
Lineage: Eukaryota; Metazoa; Chordata; Amphibia; Anura; Pelobatidae
Gene: RNF123
Product: ring finger protein 123
Exons: 39
Coding region: 56-3976 (1306 amino acids)
Cellular component (GO): cytoplasm
Molecular function (GO): protein binding; ubiquitin-protein transferase activity
Source: RefSeq, a predicted model, not a curated record